UAUUACCUGACUCGCGGAGAAGGGUGUUGGCUACAGAGCUGGUGAAACUGGUGUGACGUGUGCUGGUAUCGGUUCACCAGGUUGAAGACCCCCUGGGGGAAUAGUAGAGAACAGAAAAAAAUAAAAGCGCAGAUUUCGACUGAAGUACGUUGUACGAGAGCAGAGUAACAAAGCUUAAUAAGAAAUCGAAUUUAAGAAUAAUGGAUAGAAACCAAGUAUGGGUGUUCUUCGUAUCGACUUACGUUUGUAGCUUCCUUUUGUUUGAGCCUGCUUUAUCACAAGAUAUUUCCACAGUAACGUGUAAAGAAAAUAUUGAGGUCAAUCUACCAUGUGGCUAUUCAGCUAAUUUUGGAAAUUCACCAAGGAUCGAAUGGAAAUUUAAAUCAAAUAAUAAUGAACAGCUGAUCUUCUAUAAUGGACAACCAACUGAUGCCUAUGUUGGUCGUAUUUCAUGGAUUCCUGGAUACUUGCGCUUUAAUAAAGUAACAAGAAAAGACACAGGAGUAUAUUCAUGUGAAGUUGUGGGUGAUUUACCAGGCCAAUAUAAGGAAGUUCAAGUCAAUCUUGUGGUUGAAGUACCUCCAUCAACACCUGUGUGCUCUAUACCCACCUCAGCAACCACAGGAAGUAGAGUUACACUGACCUGUUUUGAUAAGGAUGGUUCUCCCCCAUGUACAUAUAAGUGGUAUAGAAACAACGUUCUGGUUCCAGAUUCACCCAGUCAAAUUCCUGCCUUUCAAAACUCCUCUUACAUUCUGGACUCGAAGGCAGGCACCCUGACUUUUAACCCUGUAUCAAAAGCUGAUACUGCCGACUAUUAUUGCCAAGCAAGUAAUGGCAUUGGAAAUCCUACUCAAUGUGGAGCCGUGAGGAUGGAAGUUCGUGAUGUUAAUGUUGGUGGGAUUGUUGCGGCUGUAAUAAUAAUUUUAUUAACAAUUGCAUUAAUUGGACUGGCAGUUUGGUAUGCCCAGCGUAAAGGCUAUCUUCCAGAUUUGAAAGCGAAAAGUCAAAGCAAACCAAAGGGAGUUUACAGCCAGCCUCCUGAGGCAGAUGAUCCGGAUUUCAAACAGAAGUCAUCUUUUGUUGUGUGAUUUCCCCUACAAAACAGCAUGGAGAUAUUUAUGUACAUCUGUUGUAAGAAUGGACAUUUUUUUUAAAAACUUUUUUUAAAGAACUAUUUUUGAAGAAAUCUUCAUGAAAUUCAAUUUUUGAUUUGAUGGUUUGUUUUAUAUUUUGGUAAUUCAAUUUGGUUUUCUGUUUGUGUAUGUUUUGUCUUUCUUUCCAGAUAUGGAUUUCCCGCUCUUAGUCUAGUGAUGACUAAUUUUUAGGACAUGCUUGUAACCAGCUUUGUUUAGCUUAAUGGUAGAAACAUAUGGUUUUUAAGAUAUGAUUGUUAUUGGCUGGCAACAGUUUACUUGCUAGAUUUUAUUGGCACACACUUGUGCCAAAGUAAAGUGUUGGUGAAGAUAAGUGUAGUCAUGCCAUUUUUAUUUUUUAAAAUGGAAGAAUUUGGGAAAGUGCAAUUGUUUUUAUUUCUGUAAACUGGAAGAUUUAAUUGUAUGGAACAACUAAAAAUAAAACUUUUGUGAACUGUG
This is a messenger RNA of Polypterus senegalus (gray bichir), 1595 nucleotides long. RefSeq names its product junctional adhesion molecule A-like. The coding region runs from base 201 to 1091 and encodes 296 amino acids. Gene Ontology annotation, biological process: cell adhesion; establishment of endothelial intestinal barrier; regulation of membrane permeability. Gene Ontology annotation, cellular component: bicellular tight junction. The record is from RefSeq and is a predicted model, not a curated record. The transcript has 10 exons. Lineage: Eukaryota; Metazoa; Chordata; Cladistia; Polypteriformes; Polypteridae.